UGGCAUAAUAAGUUGUUUGUUUGUUGAAUUAGGGGCACCACACCUACAUCUCACCAGCUGUUGGCAGCUGCGUCCGUCACACACGAGACUCCACACACCACAUCACACCACACGACACCAACAACACGCAGCCAACACACACACACACACACACACACGAACACUCACACACGCAUUAUUCUGCUCACUCACAGUCUGGAAAAAACCGAGUAUGGGUGCGUGCUGUGCUGUGCUGGGGGCCACGGCACGGCACGCACGUGUGCAGGACACAAAGAGACACACAUGCCCUUUCCUCUGCAUGGUGUGGUGGGGUAGAGUGAGUGUGGCGUGCCGAGUGCGCGAAAAAAGUGCAUGCAUGCGACGCCGUGCAGUCAGUGAGCUUAGUUAGCGUAGGUAGUGCCUUAAGAGGAUGGGAUGGUCAAGUGUUUGUUGAAAAAAACAGAAGUGUUUGGUGCUCACUCAGACACACACGACCAGUCGAUGAUCAAAUCCCUCACGCACACGCGCACACGCAUUCAUUCUUUCUCUUGGUUCAUUGUCUUGUCUUGUCUUGUGUGGGUGGGCGGGUGAGGUGGGUGGGCAGCGAGGGAAUCGGGAGCUUUUGAUUCGACCUUGGCCACGCCUCAAUCAACCCACCUCUCUGUCUGUCUGUCUUCUUGGCACGGCACGCAGUGCAGGCAAUGCAUUCGGUUCCAUCCAUCCAGUCAGUCAUGUCAUUGACACCACACCACAGCACAAGACACACAGCACACGACGCACACAAGCAUAGAUAGCAUGAGUGAGAUAAAUAACCAAGACACCACACCACACCCGCCACGUGCCCUGCACUGACACAUGUAGAGUAAGUAAGAGUGUCAGGUAGGGUAGGUAAGUAGAUCGGUCGGUCGGUAGGUGGGCCAUCGGGAUUGGAUGGAUGAGGGAGGACACACGAAGAGACAGACAGCACGACGUUGGCCAUGCUGGCAAGGUCGAUUAUGGCUGGCUAUACAGACCUACCUACCCACCCACCUACAGACACGCACACGCACACGCACACAGACACAUACAUUGCAGCCAGCCACUCAAAACGUCCAGGUAGCUUCCAGGCAGCACCCAACCUGGCAAAACAGCCACACACGCCUUAUCUACUCUCUCUUAUCUCUCUACCCCACCCACCUGCCCUCCCUCUACCAUGUGCUCAGGCACCUACCUACCUACGGAGAGAGCCACACAGCCAGCCGGUCGGCAUGCUCGCGACUCCUUUCUUUCGCAGUCAGUCAGUGAGUAGGGGUUUAGAUACAUACCAGCGACACGCACACGAGCCCACGACACGAAGCCAUGAGUACCACCGAACGAACAGACAGACAGACAGACAGAGAGACAGAGAGACAGACAGAGAGACACGAGCGAUAUCCAUCCAAUAACUUACAAUACACGGAGCACCACACCACACCACAUACACAACGGCACACACACAAACAGACAGACCGAUGAGAUGACCCCUCCUUACUCUCUAUCUAGAGGUGUUCAGAGAGACGGCUACGAUGUCCGACCGAUGGCCUUUACAAUGAGUGGGUGUUGAAAGGCAGACAGCUCUGGCAUAAAACAAUAAACAAUACCGACAAGUGGGAGACAGGGAGGGUAAAAGAUCGGCGGGGCAGCCGGCCGGGCAGCCUAACAGGCCGUCCGGCCAGCCAGAAAAAUCCUACAGGUGGGUGGAUAAAGACAUAAGAAAGGCCACUCACUGCACCGCACACAGUUCCGUCAGAAAAACAAACCAUAAACCAGACGGACACACGACACAACACAGCUCCCCUUCCUACCUCCCUACCGCUUUUACCUCCCUGCUGUUUUUACGAGAACCAGCCGGUUUUCCGCCUGACGCAGACCCCUGAGUCAUAGUACCUCUUGAGGGUCUCCCUGACAUCCUCCUCGGUCAGGUUGACGUCCUCGAGCGAGUAGGGGUGCUUGAACUUGUCCCUGUUCUUCCGGUUCUCGUUGACCAUUGCCUGCAUCCUGUCGACGGCCCGUUUGGUGGCGGGGAUGUUGAAGUGCCUGUAGAUCUUCUUGACCGUCCCCACGGGGUCGCCCAGCAAAUCGUCAUAGUGGACGUCGAAGAACUGCUUCUUCAGGUGGGGGUUUCUCGCGCGGAAGUGCAUGGAGUGGUCGACCAUGGAGGCCAUGGCGUCGAGCUCCUGCUGCCCCACGGCGUCGAGGUCCACCUCUUCCAUGAAGUUCUUCCGCACCGAACGCACCAGGCUGCACCAUGACGCCACAGCGUCCUUCGGGUCUCUGCACACCGACCAAACAGAACACAAGACAAUUUAUGUGAGCGGGGGUGAAGGGUUACGUGCCGAACGACGGACCUGUGUGUGUGGAUGACGAGUGCGUCUGGGUAGGCCUCGAAGAGUGCGUCGAGUGCCCAGAGGUGGAAGGGCAUUUUGAGGAGCCACCGGUCCCCGGCCCGCUGCCACUGGAGGUGCUGGAGGAACCGCUUGUGGAAGGCGUAUCCGUUCUUCAUCUCUUUGCAGUCGUCCUUGAAGAGCCAGUCCUUGUACUCGGAUGACCCGAACUCGACGCAUAUCGAGUACGACCGGAAGCAGUGCUCGAAGAUCAUGUAGUCCUCAUCCGGCCAGUCCGCCUUCUGCGCGUGGAUCCGCAUCCAGUCGUCGCUCAUGCUCCAGAUGAAAUCCAACUCCUCUUGCGCAGGGGCCAGCCGGGGAUCCUACAGGACACGUGUACACACACACACGUCAGCGGUGCUCGUGUGGUCGUGCGGCAUGUGGCCCGGUGUUGAAACCUACCUGGUCCCAGUCCCAUGGGGCGUCGUUGGGUACGUUGUGCGGUCUGUAAGAGCCGUCCUCGCCGUAGGGGUAGUUCAUCUCACAGUACAUGGGGGUCCUCAUGGCGGGGUCCUUUGCGAUCAGCCGCUGCAGCAUGGUGGUGCCCGUCCGGUUGAGCCCCACAAUGACCAGCGGCUGACGUAUCUGCUGCCGCUCUAUGUCGGGGUGCAGCCGCGCCAUCUCCUUCAUGAAGAGCAGGUUCUUGAAGAUCUGCCGGCACUUGCGGAACAUGACCAGCUCGCCGAGGAAGGACAGCUUCACGUCGUUGUUGGCGCUCUGGGCCAGCAGCCGCGCCGACUCCAGGUAGAAGUCCUCACCCUCAGCCUCUGUCGCGAACUCCCGCAGGCCGUUGGUGUGUUUCCGCGCGCACUCGAGUGCGUGGUCAACAUCGAUCCUGACGGAGUUGCUUUUGGGAGCGAAGAAGCGGAACUCGAUUUGGUACUGGAAGGAGGCCCGGAAGAUGUCCUUGACGGGCGGCCAUGCCAUGUGUGGGAGCUCGUCGAAGAUGUUUUGGGUGCGGAUGGGGAAUGGCUCGGUCCGCUCGUCGCAGUCGAACCAGUAGGACCGCCAGUGCUGCAUGAGGGGCACGAACUUGAAGACGGGCGACUCGGGACCACGUUUCUUGACAGCGUCGAGGAAGGUGUCGAUCUUGACGCCAUAGUACUUGAUGCCCAGCUCGUCUGCCCACGCCUCAAGCUGACCCCUGCACACGGACAUAGGAUACGAUACGUCAAAUCGAUGCAUGCAUUCGAUUGAGCCCUCCGUGUAAAUUUACUGUGUGACGACGGUUGUGUCGAUGAGGUGGUAUAGCCAGUGCUUCCGCCGCUCAAGGAACGAGGCCUCCACCUAAACGAUCAACGAAUGACACGCAACAGAGCACUCGAUUGACAGGACGAUCGAAGCCCCCACACAGGCUAGCUUUGCGACCUACCAGCAUCUCAGCAAUGGUGUCCACCGGUGUGAAAGGCGCCGUAGACGCGCCGACGGGGAACAUGCCCUCCUCGAUGGAGCUGAUAGUCAGCGCCGUGGCGUAGUCGCCCUUGUUGGUGUACCCUGUCCGCCAGCCGACGAACGUGUUGGGGAGUCGGUACACACACACGGGCAGGCCCAUGUCGCGAGCCUUGCGCAGCACCUGCUCGGCGGCCCACUUGCUCCAGGGGUAGCCCAUGCGGAGAGGAGGGUAGAACUUCUGCAUCUCCUUGGGGUCGGGGGAGGAGUCCUCGGUGAUGAGACGGUCGUCGAAGUCCUGGCUGAAGCAGGCAAAGAAGGCCGGGAAGAUGCCCAGGGUGGAGGCGUGGUGGAGCGACUUGAGGCGGUAGGUGGUGCACAGCCGCAAGACGCCCUUGAGGGCGAGAGUGUUGGUUGCACGGAGACGAGCGUAGUUGCUCAGGAGGUUGACAUCGCCGCCAGUGUGGUGGACCUGAAUGAACGAAGAAACCACACAUAGAGAGUACAUGUCAGUCAACCCUUCGAUCACUGCUACCCCGUGCUGCGCAUGUGCUGUGCAAGUCACCAUGUCGAUGGUUCGGCAGAGUUCCAUGAAUUUGUCCUCGCCGACGCCGAGGUCCUCCUUGGUGAAGUCUCCGGGCAGCGCCUCGAUGCGGCUGGCGUACUCCUCCUUCCACACCUUGGCCUCAUUGCACGCGUCGCGGAUGCGCUGCAUGGCGUGCUUCUCGUCGUUGGCCCGCACCAGGCACGUGACCUUCAGGUUCUCACUCCCCGGCCGGUCCAGCAGGCAUACCACUUGCAGGCGGCCGACAAACCCCGUCACGCCGGUGAGCAGCACGUUCUUGACUUGCUUGGGGUGCCGCAUGGGCAGCAGGGUGUUGACGUCGAACUGCAGCCACUCUGUGAGGUCCUUGAUGUCGUCCAUCGGGUCGACCGUCUUCUCUCGGGGCUUGCCACCGCCCACCACUCCUCGGAUGGCCUCUUCGUAGUCGGUCGCCGCGCCGUCCUGUGCCGCUGCCGGGGCGGCGCCGUUGAGUGGCGAUAGCUCGUCGGAGCUGGAGACGUUGACGAGGGACGAGCGCAUCUUGUCCCACGAGUCGUGGAGGCGCCUGAAGUCCUCCUCGUCCCGCACCUGGCAGACGUCGAGUGCGAGUCGGAGGUCGGUCUCCUGCGCCAUGGCCUCGACGGAUGGGUACUUGGCCUCGAAGACGUCGAGGUACUGGAGGUAGCGCUUGGAGCCGCUGAAGGCGCUCUUGAGCCACUCCUCGACCGUCAUGUCGUGGUAGUCGACCUCUGUCGAUGAGGGCGCCUUGCCGCUGCCCUGCUCGUCCUUGGCCGCGUCGCCCGCCGCCGCCAGCCGCUCCCUGUCCACACCUGACACCUCCUCCACCUUGUCGACAUCACCCUUCUUGCCGAUCUUGGUCGGCCGCCCGUGGGCAGUGUCGAGGAUGAAGUCGGCAAUCACUUCGAUGGUCGGGUUCUCGAACACCAGUGUCUGCGGCAGCUUGACGCCCGUCACCUCCGCAACCGAGUUGCGGAACUCCACAGCCCCCAGUGAGUCGAGACCAAGGUCCAUGAGUGGUGCGUCAGUCGGGGGCUUCUCAGCAGACCCCGACACCUGCUGCGCCAGCGAGCUCAGCAGACCCGACAGGUCCACUUUGCUGAUGGCCUUGAGGUCGAUCUUGCCACCGCCACUCUCGGCCGACGCUGCCAUGGGGAUCUCUGAGAAGAAGGCGGGCAUGUCGCCAUACCGCCGCAGGAAGGUGGCCCACUUGAGGCCCUGGCAGCCGACCACUGACGGCCCGCGCAUACCAGGCGCCAAAGAUUGCUGCCGCAUGACGUCCCCCAUGACACGAAGACCGAGUUCGUUGGUGAUGCCGCGCAUGCCGACCUUGUCGAGAUGCUGCUUGAGCUCGGCUGCCAUGCCCUGUUCGAUCCACGGUCCCCACUGGAUGCUCUGACACGGCAGGCCCUGCGACUUGCGGUAGAGGGCGAGGGCGUCCAGACACGAGUUGGCCGCCGAGUAGUUGGACUGGCCGAAGUUGCCGAGCAGGGAGGCGACGGACGAGAACAUCAUGAAGUGGUCGAGAGGGAUCUUCUUGCCGAGGGACAGCUCAUGGAGGUACCAUGCACCCAUCACCUGCACACACACGACAGAGGAAAGGUAUGAGUCAACAACCUCGUUGGGAACGAUUCAUGUUCGGGUACCCACUAACCUUUGGCAAGUAGACCUUCUCCACCUUGUCUUUGGUCUGGUUGUUGAGGGCAGCGUCGUCAAGGACACCAGCUGCGUGGAAGACUCCACGGACUGGGUUCUUGGGCAGCUUCUUCUUGAGGUCAGCGAACAGCUUCUCGCACUCGUCAUUCUUGGACACGUCCACGGCCAUGCAGUAUAUGGCCGCCUUGGAGCGGCCCUGAGGCUCGGGCGCCGUCAGCUUCGUCCACAGAUCGGAGGCAGCAACGGCAUCAGUCGGCUUUCCGCGCCUGGAUAGCAGAGCGACAUUUUUGGCUCCCUCCUCCACCAGCCAGUCUGCGACGAGGAGUCCGAGUCCGCCGAGCCCUCCGGUAAUGACGUAGCAUCCGUCAGUUUGGCGGUCGGCCGGUGUCGCCUCGUGGCGCUGUGCGUCGUCUGUGUGGGGCGGUGCGAUGGCUGAGGGUAUCUGUAUGAUGACCUUGCCGAUGUGCUGCGCCCUCUGCAUAAACCUGAAGGCCGCGAUGCCGCCGGUGACGUUGUCUGCGGUGCUCAUGUCGAAUGUGUGGAGGGGGAUGGGUUUGAUCUUGCCG
Messenger RNA from Vitrella brassicaformis, 6554 nucleotides. NCBI's taxonomy places the organism in Eukaryota, Vitrellaceae. The record is from the annotation of a GenBank genome assembly.